CAAGGCCGUGCUAUAUUGUUCAAUAAUUUAGUUUAAACAACCAGUCAUUACUCUGCCUCUUUCAGAAAAACAUCAAAUAUGGUGCUUUCGCUAGAUCGGUGGGUCGGAAAAAUAGCCGUAGUGACAGGUGCAAGUUCUGGAAUAGGCGCAGCCAUUGCUGAGUUCCUCGUCGACAAUGGAAUAACAGUCGCUGGUCUAGCUCGUCGGUCCGAACUCGUCGAAGAAAACGCCAAACAGCUUUCUGGGAAACCAGGAAAACUGUAUGCUAUUAAAGCUGACAUCAGCAAAGAAGAAGACAUUCUGAAUGCUUUUAAAUGGAUUGAGGAAAAUUUGGGCCAUGUGCAUAUCCUUAUCAACAAUGCUGGUGUGGCUAAGGAAAAUUUUUUGAGGAAUGGUGAUACAGCGGAUUGGAAGCAAACUUUCGAUGUUAAUGUUAUGGGACUGUGCAUUGCGACUCGAGAGGCUAUUAAAAUAAUGUCUGCUAAUAACAUCAAUGGGCAUAUUAUCCAUAUCAAUAGUGUGCUUGGUCAUAAAGUGGUGCCUUUUCCAGGAAUUAACGUUUAUAUUGCGAGUAAAUAUGCAGUGACCGCUUUAACAGAGACUCUGCGGCAAGAAUUGAGUGCCAUUGAUUCUAAAAUUAAAACCACUAGCAUCAGCCCUGGAUUAGUUACCAGCGAGAUAACAGUUCUUAAUACCGGGUUUAGUGAAGAACGUAAAAAUAUAUUUAAAUCUAUGCCAAUACUAAAGGCAGAAGAUAUCGCGGAAGCUGUGGGAUAUGUCUUAUCUACUGCUGAAAAUGUUCAGAUUAAUGAGUUAACCAUCACCCCGCUUGGAGAAUAAUUUUAAGUUCACCAGCUGCCUAUAUUAUACAUAUAUACAUAUAUCACCCCAAUAUGUAUUUAACUACAUAUGUACUUGGAUGUAUUGCACUUACGUAGUGCCAUACUGUGGUGAAAUGUUUCUAAAAUCGUAAAACUAUUGCUUGUAAUUUUUUUUUAGUACAAUAUUUAUAGCACUAACAAUAAUGAAAUAAUUAAUUUGUUCAUCACUUCAAUUACAGCGCAACAAAAAUCAAAAUUUGAUUUUCCACACAUAUUCUGUCAUGUUAAGUUUUCGAAAAUCUUACUAACAAUGUACACCCUAGGACAUAAUUUUUAGUAAAAAUGUAUAUGUAAGCUUUUAGACACUUUUACUUCUUGAACGUGAGCUAGAAUAUGAAAAAGUAGAUUUCAUUAUAAAAUAGGGUCGGGGACAGUGAAUUUCGUCCACCCAAUUUC
Molecule: messenger RNA, 1277 nt
Organism: Zophobas morio
Lineage: Eukaryota; Metazoa; Arthropoda; Insecta; Coleoptera; Tenebrionidae
Product: farnesol dehydrogenase-like
Exons: 4
Coding region: 79-840 (253 amino acids)
Source: RefSeq, a predicted model, not a curated record